Molecule: messenger RNA, 3993 nt
Organism: Phialemonium atrogriseum
Lineage: Eukaryota; Fungi; Ascomycota; Sordariomycetes; Cephalothecales; Cephalothecaceae
Product: P-loop containing nucleoside triphosphate hydrolase protein
Exons: 7
Coding region: 1-3993 (1330 amino acids)
Biological process (GO): transmembrane transport
Cellular component (GO): membrane
Molecular function (GO): ATP hydrolysis activity; ABC-type transporter activity; ATP binding
Source: RefSeq, a predicted model, not a curated record
AUGGACAGCUCAGGCGCCGAAAAGGCUGCUGGGGAGGAGACCCCUCAGGCGGUCACGAUCGUCGCUGAUGCUGAGCCGGAGGCGGGGGCAGCCGCAUCUGCGACCGCAAAGGAUGAAGACAAGGCUAUCCAAGCCAAGACGCGACCUGAGAGGGAGGCAACUAUGAAGGAUUACUUCAGAGUCUUCUCGUACGCGAAGAAAUUGGACUACGCCUUAAUCGGAUUUGGUGUCAUUGCCAGCAUUGGAGCUGGUGUCACCCUGCCCCUGAUGAACAUCGUCUUCGGCCAGCUGGUGGGCGAAUUCAACGACUUCGCCACGGUAGACUCGACGCAGAACCAGGGAGACUUCCAGAAGGUGCUCAAUAAGGGGGCCCUUUACAUAUUUGCCCUCUUCCUUGCCCGGUUUGGCUUGAACUACAUCAACAGACUGGCCUUCCGCAUGAUAGGGAUUCGGAUGUCGGCGGGCAUCAGGCUGGACUAUCUGAGAUCUCUCUUCCGCCAGAGCAUCCAUGUGCUCGACUCUAUGCCGUCCGGUGCUGCUGCGAGCACCAUCACUUCCACCGCCAACACCCUGCAGCUGGGUAUUUCAGAAAAACUGGGCAUCUACGUGGAAUACAACGCCACCAUUAUCGCUGCUAUAAUUGUCGCGUUCACCCACAGCUGGGCCUUGACCUUGGUCACCUCCUCGUCCAUCGUCUUCAUCUGCUUAGUGCUUGCCGUUCUUCUCCCUUUCAUCAUCAAGUGCGAAACGAAUGUCACCAAGGCCGACACCAAGGCUAGCUCCAUCGCCACCGAGGCCCUAAGCGGCAUUCGGAUGGUCUCCUCCUGCGGGGCCGAAGACCGCAUUGCCCAGAAAUAUUCCGAAUGGGUCGAGAAGGCCAAGCACCACGGCCUGGCCGGCUCCCCCUUCUUCGCGGCCCAGUUCGGACUGAUCUUCUUCGGCCUGUACUCGGCAUUCGCCCUGGCGUUUUGGUAUGGAACGAAGUCCUACCACGACGGUCGCCUCGACAGCGUGAGCGACGUGCUCAUUGUGCUGAUGUCGGUCAUGUUGAUGGUCAUCUCGCUUCAACAGACCGCGACGCCUCUCAUUGCCGUGUCCAAAGCCAUGAUCGCGGCAGCUGAAUUUUUCACAGUCAUUGACGCUCCGCAACCCCAGUAUGGCAACCUGAAGGAGCCAGAUGUCUCUGCGGAUCAGGACAUCGUUUUCACCGAUGUCCAUUUCGCCUACCCCAGCCGUCCAUCGAAGAAGGUCCUGGACGGCCUCAACCUAUGUAUCGAGGCGAACAAGAACACUGCCAUUGUCGGUCCCAGUGGUUCGGGAAAGAGUACAAUUGUUGGCCUGAUUCAGUCGUGGUACACUCUCCACGAUCAGCACACCAUUGCCCUGGGGACAGCCCAGGGCAAGAAGAAGAAGAAGAAGCAGAAGAAGAACAAGAAAGGCAAGAAGGCAGAGGCAGAGGAACCUGACGAAGAGGAUGACGGCAGCGCACCCGUCAACAUCGAAGAUUUUGGCCCCCCCGUGGAGCUUAAAGGCUCCAUUACUACGGCUGGCCACCGGUUGGAGGAGAUAGACAUCAAGUGGUGGAGGUCCCAGAUCGGACUGGUUCAACAAGAGCCCUUUUUGUUCAACGAUACCAUCUUCACGAACGUUUCUGCAGGUCUCAUCGGCACUGAGUGGGAAAACGCACCCGAAGCGGAAAAGAGAGAACUUGUGAAGACGGCCUGCGUCGAGAGCUUUGCAGACGAGUUCAUCGAUCGCCUGCCCAAGGGGUAUGACACCCAGGUAGGCGACUCCGGGACAAAGCUCAGCGGCGGGCAGAGGCAGAGGAUUGCUAUCGCCAGGAGCAUCAUCUCGAAGCCGAAGAUCCUGAUCCUCGACGAAGCCACUUCGGCCAUCGACGUCCGGGGCGAGCGCAUCGUCCAGGCUUCCUUGGAGAGAGCCUCGAAAGGUCGGACCACAAUCACCAUCGCCCAUCGGCUGUCCACGAUUAGGAACGCGGAUCGAAUCUGUGUUCUUCAGAAUGGCAAAGUGGUCGAGCAGGGCACGCACGAGAGCCUUCUCUCCAACGAGGUAGGUGUAUACCACGGUCUCAUCCACGCUCAGAAGCUAUCACUUGGCGACUCCGAAGACGACUCUCUUGCCGAUGAAGACAUUGGCGACGUCUUGGAGCGCGAGAAGACUGCCGCGAAAUCGGAAGCCGGAGACACAGCACAGGGCAGGAAGCGGAUAGACAAGAACCUCGCCAACGGGUUUGGGAAGCUCCUGUCUGAACAGAAGAAGCGCUUCCCGUUCUACGUCAUCGCUCUCCUUGGUGCAACUUGCGCCGGCGCGGGAACUCCCCUCCAAGCUUAUUUGUUUGCAAAGCUCGUCGUGGUCUUCCAAGCGAGCGGCCAGAAACUCCUUGACGACUCAAACUUCUGGGCGCUCAUAUGGUUCAUCCUCGCCAUCGGUAUAGGUUUGAGCUAUUGCACCGCUUCAUUUGCGACCGGCAACGUGGAGCAUAAAAUCUGUGCUACGUAUAGGCAAGAAUACUUUGAGUCUCUGCUUUUCCAGAAGACAUCGUACUUUGACCAGGACGAUAAUUCGAUCGGUCAGCUCUCGGCAAGGCUCUCUUCCGAUCCCACGGCACUCAAGCAGCUCCUCGGCGUCAACAUCAUGAUGGUCCUGAUCGGCAUCUUCUCCCUCAUCGGGGCUCUGGCGAUAUCGUUCGCGAACGGCUGGAAGCUCGCGCUGGUGGCGCUGUGCGUGACCAUCCCGCUCGGCGUGCUCUCGGGCUACUUCCGCGUCAAGUACGAGAUCGACUUCAACGCCAUGAACGAGGCCGUCUUCCAAGAGAGCUCCAAGUUUGGCGCCGAGUCGAUUGGCGCUUUCAGGACCGUCUGCGCGCUCGUCAUGGAGGACAGCAUCGUCACCAGGUACGAGCAGCUCCUGAACGGGCACGUCAGAGCGGCGUUCCGCAAGGCCCGCUGGACGACUAUCAUCUUCGCCCUAUCCGACAGCGUCACCCUGGGCUGCCAGGCACUAAUCUUCUGGUACGGCGGCCGGCUGCUGCUGUCGGGCGAGUACGAGGUCACGGCAUUCCUCAUCACCUACAUGGCCGUCAUCCAGGGCGCCGAGUCGGCGGGCCAGUACUUCAGCAUGGGCCCCAACGCGGCCCAGGCCUCGGCGGCCGCGAACCGCAUCCUGGGCGCCCGCGAGAGCCGCAACAGGGACGCCGUCCCGGCCACCGAGCAGGUGCCCGACACGGACGGCGGCGUCAAGAUCGAGCUCCGGAACGUCCACUUCAAGUAUCCGACCCGCGAGGUGUCCAUCUUCAGGGGGCUCAACAUCACCAUCGAGAAGGGCCAGUUCGCCGCCCUCGUCGGCGCCUCGGGGUCUGGCAAGACCUCCAUCGUCAGCCUGCUGGAGAGGUUCUACGACGUGUCACAGGGCAGCAUCCUCCUCAACGACAGGGACAUAUCCGAGAUCAACAUCUACGAGUACCGGAAGCUCCUAUCGCUAGUCGCCCAGGAGCCCUCCCUCUUCCAAGGCACGCUCAGGGAGAACAUCCUCCUCGGCGUCGACCCCUCGACGAUCACCGAGGAGCGGCUCCACCAGUGCUGCCGGGACGCCAGCAUCCACGACUUCAUCGUCUCCCUCCCGGACGGCUACGACACGCGCAUCGGCAACCGCGGCGUCAACCUCAGCGGCGGCCAGAAGCAGCGCGUCUCCAUCGCGCGGGCCCUGAUCCGCAAUCCCCGCGUCCUGCUACUGGACGAGGCCACGAGUUCGCUCGACUCCGAGAGCGAGAAGCUCGUCCAGGCCGCCUUUGAGCGCGUGUCCAAGGGCCGGACAACUAUCGCGGUCGCGCACCGGCUCGCCACGAUCCAGAAGGCCGACGUCAUCUACGUCCUCGGCGAGGGCAAGGUGGUGGAGCGCGGCAGCCACGCGGAGCUGCUGCGGAUGAAGGGCGUGUAUUGGCACAUGUGCCAGAACCAAGCCCUCGACAGGUAG